GCGAUGUGAUCCGAGCGAGCCGAUUAUUCGCUUUGAUUUGAUGCCUAAUUAAGAACCGAUCAGUUUCAGUUAAUUGAUGCCCUUUGUUUGUUUGUUGUCUUUCUUUUAAAAUGACAGAGUCGCUUGCUGAUUGAAACAAACAUCCAAACGCAGAGACGGAAAUCAAACAAACCCUGAGCGCAAAGACGAUCCAUCAGUCCGGCUGAGACGCAGAGGAGCACGGUGAGAUCCUCCGGAGCUCCGCGGAUCAUUAACGAACACAUAAAGAAACAUUAAAGGGGAUAAAGAAGUUAAAAAGAAGAAGACGACAGGAGGGGAAUCUUUUUUUCAAACUUGGAGGAGAAAAAGUGGAAAUAAAGGAGAAGAGUCCUCCGCCAUGCAACAUGAGUAACGACAGUAACGGAGCCGGGGGGCUGCAGCCCCUCUGGAACUUCAACGGGUCAUCGGUGAACCAAUCAGCUGACCUGUUCUCCAACACGACCUGCAACGUCUCCACCAACGAGACGUCCUGCUCCGCUAACGAUGGCGCCGGUGCAGGAAGUCCUUAUAAGGCUCUGGAGAUGUUUUUUAUCGCCUUGGUGACGGGGUCCCUGAGCUUUGUGACAGUGACAGGAAACAUUUUGGUCAUGCUGUCGAUCAAAGUGAACCGCCACCUUCAGACUGUCAACAAUUACUUUUUGUUUUCGUUGGCGUGUGCGGAUCUGAUCAUCGGCGCUUUCAGCAUGAACCUGUACACCGUCUACAUCAUCGUGGGGUACUGGCCGCUCGGCCCCGUGGUCUGCGACCUGUGGUUAGCGCUGGAUUACGUGGUCUCCAACGCCUCGGUUAUGAAUUUAUUGAUCAUCAGCUUCGAUCGGUAUUUCUGCGUCACAAAACCGCUGACGUACCCGGCGAGGAGGACGACGAAGAUGGCGGGUUUGAUGAUCGCAGCUGCGUGGAUCCUGUCCUUCAUCCUGUGGGCGCCCGCCAUCUUGUUCUGGCAGUUCAUCGUUGGGGAGCGGACGGUGCCACCUGGAGAGUGUUACAUUCAGUUCCUCUCUAACCCCGCGGUGACAUUCGGGACGGCCAUCGCUGCGUUUUACCUUCCCGUCAUCAUCAUGACCGUCCUGUACAUCCACAUCUCCCUGGCCUCCAGGAGCAGAGUCUCCAAACACAAACCGGAGAAGGAGAAGAAGAAGGGCAUCAAAACUCCCAGUCUGCUUAAGAGUCACCUGUUGAAGCAGAACAACAACAACGAGACCAGUCCUCAGGCCAGCCCUCGCUCCACCCCCAAGCUCAGCCUGGACUCCACCACCACCGCGCUCGACGCCGUGAAGAACGGCCGAGUGGAGGAACCCAAACCGGAGCAGAACCAGGCGCCUGCUCAGCCCAGUCCUGGACUCACACAGGAGGAGAAGGAGAGCUCCAACGAUUCGUCCACAGCUUUCAUCGCCCCCACAGAACCAAAGGAGAACCCGAACAACGAGGUCAUCUCUGAGGCGGCGAUAAAUCCAAACCCGGAUCCAUCCUCAGCCUCCAUCUCUGCUGACGCGAAGAUGGGCCCCGGCUCGAGGUGGUCAAAGAUAAAGAUCGUAACCAAGCACAGCGGGGACGAGUGCAUCACCGCCAUAGAGAUCGUACCGCCUGUGGACGGCACCGAGCGCCAUUCCAUCCCCAUCAGCCGCCCUCGGACUGUGGCGAGGAAGUUUGCGAGCAUCGCCAGGAGCCAAGUGAAGAGGAAAAGACAAAUGGCUGCCAGAGAGAAGAAAGUGACCAAGACAAUCUUCGCCAUCCUGCUGGCCUUCAUCAUCACCUGGACGCCGUACAACGUCAUGGUGCUGAUCUCCACCUUCUGCCAGUCCUGCGUCCCCGACACCGUGUGGGCCAUCGGAUACUGGCUGUGUUACGUCAACUCUACCAUCAACCCUGCCUGCUACGCACUGUGCAACGCCACGUUCAAAAAGACAUUCAAGAACCUGCUGCUGUGCCAGUAUAAGAACAUAGGAACCAGAUGAGAUGGAGGAGGAGGAGGAAGAGGAACGAGGGUGGGAGGAAGGGGACGGGGCGAACCACCACUACACAACAUGGGGGACGGAGGAAGAGAAAAGGAGCCGGUUGAAGAAAAACGGAUGACAGAUAAAUCAAGUCGAAGGAUUCCUUUGUAAAGAGAAGAGACAUCUGAAACAAAUGAACGCCCUGUCGGUACAGAUACACUCAGAAAUGUGAACCAGGGAUUCCUUAACCUGCCCUAAAACUGAAAAAAUAAAUAAAAUCACAAACUGAGCGGAAACAUGGCUUCACAGGAAUGGGGGGGGAAAUACCUAAAGGGGUUUGAAAUGGGAUUAAUGGAAACUGAGGUUGGUAGUAAAUAGUAGAUAAAGGAGAAAUGAAGGGAAUCAACAGAUAUGUGAAGGUAUGGAUUGAUGGGGUGACAGAGCUGAUGGCAACAUCUAAAACAGGGUGACAACACUGCAGCAUGCAAGGCUUAAGAGGUCGUCUUAUUUGAUAGAUAAAUGGAUGAAUAUUGGUGGCCAAUGGAUGAUUGGAUGGUUCACUGGACGGGUGUAUCAGCUCAAUCCAGCUGUUGUUGUUAGCGACUUGUCAUGUGUAGACGGAGUCUGGUCUUGUUGCUGCGGCAGCUUAACUUGUUUUUCCAAAGCUCGCACAUUCCACGACUCGUGUCCAAUCCCAACUCACGUCUUCCUGCUGUUUGCAGAAAUCCAAAAUGUUCCUUUAAUUAGUUUUCUGGCGAUGGGGGAGUUUCUCUUCAGUGUUUUUAAUUUCGAUUUGGAACGUGCCUUGCAUCACGUAGUUUGGCUUUUACUGCCGCCUAUUGGCUUUAUUGUGAACUGCGCCAUGGCCAAUGUGUCUUUCAAAACUGCCCUCACAGCAAUUGCACCCAACUGGAUUCUAUAAAAUCCACAUCGAUGCACGUAUUGGCAUUGGUUUUUUGAGCUCAGGCGUCAUGGUUGGAUGGUCGAUUGGAAGGCGUGGUCAUUAUAACAGAUCACGGCCAGACUGGCACCCACUUGGGCUUACCCGGGUUAGGUGGGCUGCAACUGGGCUCAGAGUGGCUCCUUUUGGGGCCCACAUUGGCAUAUUAGAAACAUACAGUAAACAUGGGCUAGGAAGUGGUUAACCAUUUAUGGAUACUUGAUGGGGCUCGUAAUUAAUUCACCUACAGCAGUUAACACCAGUUGGACGUCCCGAUCAAGUGAACCAACUUUUGGAUUUGUUUUCAGAAAUGGAUCUAUAAAUGAGAUACCAGAUGGAUAGAAGGAAACACCUGUUGAUCUGUGAAAGCUUGAUUAUUCUCCAAAGGCAGACAGAACUUGGACCAACCCCAAAAUUUGCAAACAAAAUGCAAUCAAUUCCACCCAGAAAGGUGUUUAUUCAAAGACAAUAGCUUGUUGUCUGACAGCCCGGGGUAUGAAGUCACUUAUUGUACUCUUCUGUCUCAUAUUGUAUGACCGUUGGCAAAGUCGGGAUGAGAGUGUGUUUGUCUGGCUGGCUUUCAUCCUCGUAAAGACAUGAUGUAUAAUAGCGGUGUUGUUCUGAACCUUCUAACAGUCCUGUGUCCCUGACACUGUGUGGGCUAACGGCUCCUCGCUGUGUUAACAGCUCGUCAUGUCCUGUACAACGCCACAUUUCAAAAGACAAUCCGAGAAACUGCUCUCGUGCCAGUGUCGAAAUACAGUCACAAAGAGAGGGAGGAAAGCAAGGGGGGGAGGGAUGGCAACGGGUUGAAACGGGCAAAAUCAGAGCUGUGAGGAGGGAAGAGAGAAAAUAAUAUUUUGACAAGUGAGUGAUCGUGGGAUGAUGGCGCUGAAGACGAGAAAAUGGUGACAGAUUGAGGCUGAAAGAUUCUCUCUAAAGAGGGGAGAAAUCAACAUCGGAGAAUUCUCUCUUAUUAGUGCAAAAACGUUUACGUCUAACCUUAACGUAACCGUAGAAACCGGUGUCUCUACUUCUUCUUAAAGGCAUGUGUUGUGUUUCUGCAGCCAUGUCUACAACUUCCUCAUAUGAGACUGUAUAGAAAACUUUAUAACAAGCUUUCACUUUCAUUUCAAGAUAAGAGCAGAGGACUUCCAGCUGAGCGUCACAGCAGGCCAUCAAACCUUAAACAUCAUAUCAAUGCACAUCAUAAUAACUGCAUGCCGCCAUGGAGCCCAGUCUUGCUUAAUGGAUCAUUCAUUUCAAAGAACCACAAAACUUGAUGCAGGUGAACUUUAAAGUAGUUUUAAAAAAAAACAAAAAACGACUGACCUUUUGGGAGCUUGAGGAAAAACCUGCAGCCGGAACAUUUCCAUUUAGGUGUACGGCAUCUCGAAAGGGAACGAUAACUCGACGGGGUUUUGGAAAUCUUGAUCCGGUUUUUUUCAUUUUCAAAUGAAAGCAGAAAAAACACGAGGUGGACACGAGGCCUCAGAGGUAAGACACCCUGAGGAACACCGCAGAAGAAUAAUUUGGAUACCUUGCGUUCGCUUGUGAUCACUUUAAGUUAAUAAUCAGGUGUGUUAGUGUCUUGCGUUGCUGCUUUUUUUAAACCAUUUGCAUGCGACAAAAUGACAAAAUGAAAUAUCAUUUCACUUUUAAACUCUUUGUCGUCGAUCAGAAUCAGAAAUACUUCACAGAAUAUAAAUAUAAAGAACAACUUUUAAGCUUUAAGAUAUAAGUAAGAAAUAUUUAAACAUUUUAUAUAUAGAAAAAAAUAUAAGAAAGAAAUCAUAAUGUACAAAAUAUGAUGUGUACCCAAUAAAGAAAACAGGCAGAUAAAGGGGAUGUCGUGAUUUAAAGCUAAACACCCAAACUGUUUAAAUAAGAUUUACAAAAGUAUCGCUGAGUUCCGACGUAUUACACAAACGAUAAGUUCAGAUUCAGGGUUGAUAUGGGCCUGGGUCAACGAUACUUUACAUUUGCUGCCGUAGGUUUGUGAAUUUAAAGUUUUUUUUAUUCUCAAGUUUUUAUUUCCAUAUUCAAAAGAUAUUAAAGGUUUAUCCCCAGAGCAUUCGUCAGAAUUUACUACAACCUUCAAGCUCAAACAGCUCAAACAAUAAACACCACGAUGAUGUAACAAUUCUGAGUGAAACUAAAAGAGGGGAGGCCUUUUUGAAGGACCAGCUCAAGGACAAAAGACGUUAAGAUGACUGAUCUUUGUCAGGUGAAAGAUGAUGAAUGAAUUGAAAUGAGUUGUCUUUGUACAGUUUGUCACGUUGAGAUUAAGGAAUAAAACGUUGAGAUGCUUUGUUAUCUUUGAAAAUAAACUUUUAAUGCAUGAAUCUAA
Molecule: messenger RNA, 5263 nt
Organism: Labrus bergylta (ballan wrasse)
Lineage: Eukaryota; Metazoa; Chordata; Actinopteri; Labriformes; Labridae
Gene: chrm4a
Product: cholinergic receptor, muscarinic 4a
Biological process (GO): chemical synaptic transmission; adenylate cyclase-inhibiting G protein-coupled acetylcholine receptor signaling pathway; G protein-coupled receptor signaling pathway, coupled to cyclic nucleotide second messenger
Cellular component (GO): plasma membrane; synapse; dendrite
Molecular function (GO): G protein-coupled serotonin receptor activity; G protein-coupled acetylcholine receptor activity
Source: RefSeq, a predicted model, not a curated record